CCUAUUAACAUGGGACAACUAUGUUGCACAAGGUAAUAACUUUCCCACAAAAAUCUGUCCAUCCUUCGGUAUCGUGCUCUCUUCUUGUGCAUAGGGCGCAAUAUCAGGAUAUGCGCACGCGAUUGUAAGCAUUGUCAUCCUCCCAUAACCCCCCGUACGCAAGCAUAGAACCAGUGACGACGACGUCCCAGCACUAGCAUAUCGUCAUCGUUCACAGCAGGAUAAACAGUAGUAGGUAGCUGGGUAGGUAAGUAAAGGGUGCAAUCAUUCGUCAGCAGAAGACCGAGUCACCGCGCGAGUUCGUCAUCGUUCGGAUUCUUGCCAAUACCGAGCACAUCACAUCGAUUACCAACAUUGAUUGUCGGUUAUUAGCGGAAACAGAAACCCGCCAACCACCGCGCCGAAGACGUAUCGUCGCGCGGUCGUCAUCGUCGUUGUCGUCGUCGUCGUCGUCACCGGUUCGGCACCAUACCACCUAGUGCAAGAAGGAGUUGUGCGCUUAUAUUGCACAUUGAUUGUGACACGAAGGGCGACCGCCCUGGCCCAGGCUCUGCGCUGCCAAUCACGGCGCGUGGGAUAACAACCCCCGGCCCUGGGAGAGAGACAGCGAGCGAGAUCAGUUGGGUGGAUUUUUUUGUUUUUAGUUUAUUCCGCGCGUUUGACGAGUCGAGGUGUACAUUACAGUUCCGGUUCGGGAGUUUGUUUUGUGAUUGUUUUCCGUGGGAGAUUCGCGGCAAUGCGUUUGGUUUGAAUGUGGACCACCAACAUUCCAACCAAACGGAACCGAAAGCCCGCGCGCGCGAAUUGAGUGUCCACCAGAAGAAGAGGUUCAUCGCCUGUGGUUGCUUCCCUUUAGCCAAGUCUCUUUCCCUCUCUCUCUGUCUGUCUGUCGGUCGACUGUUCAACGUGUUCGUCCGCGUGUUCGUCCAUAGCUCGCUCACUACAAUUCGAUGGCCCCUAAUGGCCUAAAAUGAUCACACCUUCGAAGUAGCUGCGCGGCGGGCGAUGAUGUUUCCCAAGAGCAAGAAGACCAAUUGCUGACUGCUCCCAGCUGGAAGCGAAGAAAAGCCCAAAAACGAAGAUAAUCGAGUGAAGGAAAACAACAAAUAUUUUCGAAACGGGCAAACUACUGGGCGAAUAACGUCCGAGGAGCGCUCGAGAGUCGUCCAUCGCUCGCGAGAAGAAGGGAGGAGGUCUCGAAACCGACCCCGAGGAGAGUGACGACGAGAAAAACGAGUGUGCGUGCGUGUACCCUGAUGGUGGUGCUACAGUGGGAAAGGAAGAAAAACACUAAAUCGGCCAAGGGGGCUCAAAAUCAGUUAUUUCCAAUCGCCUUCGACUCUGCGAGAGACUCCCUACACAGUGUAUCUAGUAUUAAUUAAAUUGCUAUCGGAUCCGGAAGUUGCCGGGAGGGUACCGAACUCCCAGUGUCGCGUGAGAAAAGUGACCAAAAUCGUGCCGAAUGAGAAUGAAUCAUCUGAAGUGAUUUCAAGUGUGAAACCCUUUGUUUUUAGUUUCAAUUCUUAUUUUCGUAUGUGUGAUUAGUGAGAAACACAGUUGAAAUGCUAACACGAGAACGGGAUUGUACACCGAAGGUAAAAACCGUUGUUAGAGCAUGGAUUAACCGCACACAUGGACAUGCUGAUCGGAUAAAACAGGACACUCUUGGGAUUGGAAUCAGACAGCCGGACAGAUUGCGUCUCACACGGAAUAGGACCUGAGCAAUGAGAAGCGCGCGCAGGGUGUCCAACGUUAUCAUUGUUUGGUUCGUUUUGAAAGUUUUUGGAAGAAUCCUCUGCAUGCCGGAUGUCCGUGCCACAUGCCGCACGGUGCCCGGUUUGACGCGCGAACAGUUGGAACUCUGCUACAGGGCGAGCGAUGUGACGGCCGCAGCCAUCGAGGGACUGGAGCUCGGUGUACGCGAGUGUCAGCAUCAGUUUCAGUGGCACCGGUGGAACUGCUCGUCGCUGAGUACCAAAAGCCGCAACCCGCACACGUCCAGCAUGUUGAAACGAGGUUACCGCGAGAGUGCAUUCGCGUACGCAGUCGCUGCUGCCGGCGUGACGCACAGUGUGGCACGAGCCUGCGCCCAGGGCCGGCUGAUAUCAUGUGGAUGUGACCCCUCGGUCAACCGGAAGGGAAUGACCAAGUCGCUCCGUGAAAGUUUGGAAAAGGAAAAACUACGCUUCCUGGACGCGAUCAACGAAAACAGCAUCCUGGUAGACGACAGCCUCAAAAAGCUGAAAACCAAACAAGCGAGCCGCUGGAAAUGGGGUGGCUGCUCGCAUAACAUGGCAUUCGGAGUGGAGUUCUCGGAAUUGUUUUUGGACACCCGGGAGAAAGGCGGAGAUAUUCAGUCGCAGAUCAAUCUGCACAAUAAUCACGCUGGCAGGAGGGCAGUCUCCAACAACAUGCAAGUUCGCUGCAAGUGCCACGGAAUGUCCGGCAGUUGUCAGUUGAAAACUUGCUGGAAAUCGGCCCCGGAUUUUCGCGUUGUUGGCAAGGUACUGAAGCAGCAGUACCGUCGGGCGGUGCUCGUCGAUCAGUCCAAUCUGGGCAAUGGGCCCCCGAUGAUUGUAUACCACAAACCAAAGAAACGGAAACACGUCAACAAUGUUCGUCCUCCGAGGCGAACGAAGGACAAAGGUCAACAUCAGCAGCAGCAACGACAGUUGAUUCCGGUGAGUCGCACCAACCGCAAGAUGGAGAACGCCCUGUUCUACUACCAAAGAUCGCCCAACUUUUGCGAACGGGAUCAGGUGUCCGACAUACCAGGAACGGUUGGCCGCCGGUGCAAUCGAACCAGCGUCGGCAGCGAUGGGUGCGCUUCGAUGUGCUGCGGCCGGGGCUACAAUCUGAUCCGCGAGAAGCGGGUGGACCGAUGCAACUGCAAAUUCCACUGGUGCUGCUACGUCGAGUGCGACGAUUGCGAAAUCGAAGAGUGGAUUAGUGUGUGCAACUAAGACCGCUUCUUACCGAGUGGGGCAGCAACUGGCGGCUAUCAUGUUGCGAGAUAAUUGUUGGAAUAGCUGUGGGACCCCUUAGAUAUGAGCUGAUAUCGUAGUGCGCGACAAAAAAAAAAAAUAGACUCUAAUUGCGCCCGCGUGCGUCGAAUAUCGAACAUUGAGGACUUGAAAGUGAUCGGCUCGAAGAAGGAUAAAAGUGAUUGUACCCCAUAUAUGUUGAACAUUAGAGGCCACUUUGCGCGUGACGCAAGUUACAAAUCUAAUGUAACUGCAGUUGUAGAAAGCAAUCGAUGUGACACUAAUUAAUGUUUGAAUAAAAAAUCUCAAACAAGCACAAACGAGAAUUAGCAGAAACAUGGCGUGUUCUAUCGAACAGUAUUACAGACCACAGAAUGCCGGAGAGACAGAUUGAUGGGAAUCCAGCCAACUACUAAUAGUGUUAGCUAAGCGUAAUUAUUGUACAUUUAUUAGUGAAACCGAGUAUCGUAUUCAACUGACCUCCUAUUUAAGUUAAUUAGUUUUAUUUAUUUGUUCCGUCUGUACCUGUACAUACAUUGAAUUGACGAUUCGCGAUUUCGCAAGUUACACUCUAUUUUCUCGAAAUACGCCAAUAAAUUGUGGUGAAUUGAUUCCAACGCAUGAACAAUAUAGAAUGAUUGUAAAGGAGCUUUUAGGCCAUUGAAGUACAUAUUAUGAAAUGAUAAUUGAAAUAAAUUUCAGUGCUAGUGCUGAGUUAGUGAAAAA
This is a messenger RNA of Aedes albopictus (Asian tiger mosquito), 3710 nucleotides long. RefSeq names its product protein Wnt-10a (gene Wnt10). Gene Ontology annotation, cellular component: extracellular region. The record is from RefSeq and is a predicted model, not a curated record. Gene Ontology annotation, molecular function: frizzled binding; cytokine activity. The transcript has 6 exons. Gene Ontology annotation, biological process: neuron differentiation; multicellular organism development; canonical Wnt signaling pathway. NCBI's taxonomy places the organism in Eukaryota, Metazoa, Arthropoda, Insecta, Diptera, Culicidae. Bases 1725 to 2963 code for a protein of 412 amino acids.